AUGACGAGCUUGAUCGCUAUCUUGCUAAAGGUGAGCCCCUACCUAUCCACAAAGAAACUUCGAUUUCUAAUACUUGUAGCCCUUACACGGGAUAUCUUAUCUAUUCCUGCUAGUGGUGCUAGUAUAGAGCGUCUGUUUAAUUACGCGCGUGAUAUCUAUUAUUAUCGACGUGGGCAAUUAAAAUCGGAGACAGUCAAAGCGCUGAUGCUUUAUAUGUGCGUAACAAAAUUCGAGGUUGAACAGAAGGAGAUUGAUUUUACUAAAGAGCUUAUUUCGGAGAGAGGCUCACUACCACCUCUCCCUUCUCUAGAUCCUAUUAGUGAUAGCGAGGAGGCCGAAGAUGAAGAUAUAGCUCUGAGUGAAGAUACUGGAACUAAAAGGCCUCGAAGUAGAAGUACUCAAUCCCAGGAGAAUGAAGUCAUACCUGAAUCGGCUGAUCUAGAGAAUACAUAA
Molecule: messenger RNA, 453 nt
Organism: Penicillium cataractarum
Lineage: Eukaryota; Fungi; Ascomycota; Eurotiomycetes; Eurotiales; Aspergillaceae
Exons: 4
Coding region: 1-453 (150 amino acids)
Molecular function (GO): protein dimerization activity
Source: RefSeq, a predicted model, not a curated record